AGCGUCCCAAGAGCAUUUAGCACUUUUCACGGAAGCACAGGAUAUCCUGAAUAGUUAGCACGCAUAUAGUACUGAAACAUGGCUGUGGCUGUGCUAUCGUGGUAUUUCUAAGUACAUAGGGACAGCGCUCGCGUCUUUUUCUCUUUACUUUUACUAUGACGAUGGGUAGAACUAAACAUAGGAAACCUAUAGUACCAUUGAAAUCAAAACUCAAAAAAGAUCCUGGAAUCCCUAAGCUCCCUGACAUCAAGCAGCGGAAUGAACUCCGACAACGCGCUCGACCUAGCAUCCCAACACACAGAUCAGAUCCCGACUGUGUCAUGGCCUCUGAGCCCACACUAUCUUCAUUAGCACAACUUGCCUCCAAUGCCGAAGACGCUUUCGAUUUUUCGCAAAACCAGGACCCAGGCUCAUCGACCGGCAAGACGAAAGAACAAAUACGAAAACAUUACCUGAGAACACUUCACAAAGUUAUCGAUCAAUCAGAUAUCAUUAUACUCGUACUGGAUGCGCGGGAUCCGGAAGGUUGUAGGAGUCGGUUGGUAGAGGAGGAGGUAAGAAGAAGGGAAAGUGAAGGGAAGAAGUUGGUUUUUGUAUUGAACAAGGUCGAUCUCAUCCCUCGCGCCAACGCUCAAGCAUGGCUCAAACACCUCCGACACAAUACGCCCACUUUACCGUUUUUAUCUCCUUCCUCAGCCCAACACCAAAGGACCAACAUAUCCUCUUCCACUGCACCUUCGCUUCUUAAAUUGCUCAAGGCAUAUAAGCCUAAAGCCGGAAGUGUCACAGUCGGUGUUGUGGGUUAUCCGAAUGUUGGAAAAAGUAGUUUGAUUAAUAGUCUGAAGAGAAACAAAGUGUGCGCUGUAGCUGCCCAACCGGGUCAUACCAAGGAACUCCAGUCAGUACAGCUUGAACGGGGAAUGCGUAUAGUCGAUUCACCCGGCGUCGUUUUCGACGAGGACGAUGAAGAUUUCAAGGGUCAGAAGAAGGGCAGCGUCCUAUUGCGGAACGUUGUCAAGGUUGAGGAUGUAGAUGACCCGAUUGCUGUUGUUGAAGAGAUCUUGAUUCGCACAGAAAAAGAAACAAUGCGCAAAAUCUACUCGCUGCCUGAUUACAACGCUACUCUGGAAUUUCUUACGAUGUUGGCGUUGAGUAGCGGGAGAUUAUUGAAGGGCGGGACCCCUGAUAUAACAUCCGCUGCUCGUCAAGUCAUCACCGACUGGAACCAUCAGAAGAUCCCAUACUGCUCUGUCCCUCCGACAAUCCACCCCUCAUCUAUACCCUCUACUAUCCCUUCAUCAAUGAUUUCCGCCGUUCCUAACUUUUCGACCGCGCCUGAUCUAUCUGGCUCUGCACCAGGACAAGCUGGACAAAUCAUCGCCCCGGGAGCAGAGAACGUCGGACAUGCACAGAUAUUGUCGUCCUUCUCAGAACCGUUUGAGCUGGAAGGACUUUUCGGCGCAGCUGAUGCUGGUGCGUUCGGUGGAGGUAGAUCUGGCCCGGAUGUGAAUAUGGAUGCGGAAGGGGAUGGAGAUGACAUGUUUUGGGAUGCAAAUGAGACUCUUGGCAAUGAGAAUGCGGAUGAUGGGAUGCAGGAAGGUGACGCGACGAUCUCUGCUUCAGAAUUUGCAUCAAGACGAACAUCUCUCGGCAAACACCUUCGUUCCCCCUCCCCUUCAAUAUCGGUCGGGCUAUCACAACCACACGAACCCUCCAAUGUACAACUACGUCAAGCAAAGCGCCAUCGAAAAUCUCAUCUCAUCCCCUCAUAUGAUGCUCCUCCAGAUGCACAUGUGUUGAGGGAGAUGGGGAAAAGCAACCCAAUGAACAGGCGAAUGAAUAGGAUCAUGGCAAAGAAGGAGAGGAAGAAAGAACGGAAGCUUUCCAGACAUGUGAUCGGAGAAGGUACUGCUGGUGGAAUGGAAGUCGACGACAGCGCCAAUUUGGGUUUGACCUUUAUGGCGUAACGCGUGCUAGCAUUUUAUGGUCCCGUUACGCAAUACGAAUAGUUUGAUAUAGUUUUUCGUAAAUGCAGAGAACAUCAGAUAUAGAAACUACUGAAAGAUGUAGAUUUUG
Molecule: messenger RNA, 2076 nt
Organism: Lentinula edodes (shiitake mushroom)
Lineage: Eukaryota; Fungi; Basidiomycota; Agaricomycetes; Agaricales; Omphalotaceae
Exons: 11
Coding region: 156-1967 (603 amino acids)
Cellular component (GO): nucleolus
Molecular function (GO): GTP binding
Source: RefSeq, a predicted model, not a curated record